Messenger RNA from Cloeon dipterum, 1926 nucleotides. Its product is annotated as proton-coupled amino acid transporter 1-like. The record is from RefSeq and is a predicted model, not a curated record. Gene Ontology annotation, biological process: amino acid transmembrane transport. Gene Ontology annotation, molecular function: L-amino acid transmembrane transporter activity. Lineage: Eukaryota; Metazoa; Arthropoda; Insecta; Ephemeroptera; Baetidae. The transcript is spliced from 10 exons. Bases 283 to 1800 code for a protein of 505 amino acids.
UGCUGUGAGUGCACCAGCGCGCUUGUCUCUUGGUGACGUUUUCUGCCUUCAAACCACCACCAACCAAUGUGUGUCCGCAAGAAAUACUAUGCCUCCGACGCGGUGGAAGUCGCAAGUCGUCCGGCCGGUCCGCAUUUGCACCUAACCUGCUGUCGACGACGCACACACGCCGCCUCAGGAAUCGCAUUCGCGUCGAAGACCGGACUGCGGACCAGCUCGUCUCAUCAACAUAGGAGCUGCUAAAGAAAUUCGAGCCUAUUCUAUUAGAAUAAGUUUGCGAAAAUGGUCUCGGCUCAAGUCAAAUCAUCUAACGUCGACGGACAGAGUGUCGCAGAUUCAGCAGACGAAUUGCGACCCACAGUCACAGUGAGCUCACCACCAUCUACGGAAGAGGAGUGCAUAAUAAUACCCGUUAAAAAAUCCGGAAAGUAUAACACUAGCUCUGACUCGAGUGACACAGAAAGCGGUGACCCUGAUCAGAGUGUCACCAUUCACACCGUCAAAAACCCAACUUCAUGGUGCGAAACUCUGCUACAUCUUCUAAGAGGCAAUGUUGGGUCGGGGGUGUUCGCCAUGGGCGAUGCUUUUCACAACGCCGGCCUCGUCGUUGGCCCAAUUUUAACGCUGUUACUCGCCGUCGCCUGUGUCCACAGUCAACAUAUUUUGCUAAAAUGUGCGAGGGUUGUCGCAAGAAAAUCUCCCUCCAAGAAGACACCAGACUUUGCAGACACAGUGCGAGAAUGUUUCGAAACAGGUCCACCAAGCAUCAAAAAGCGAGCAGAAACAGCAAAGAUGCUCGUGAAUUUAUUUCUGUGCAUAACUCAGCUGGGAUUCUGCUGCGUAUAUUUUGUUUUUAUUGCCAAUAACAUGAAGCAGGUGAUGGAUGAAUACAUUCCUGCUCUGGACGUGAGGGUGUACAUGGCUCUUGCCCUGCCGCCCAUUCUAUUCUCGUCCUGGAUCAGGAGUCUCAAGUACCUGGCGCCUGUCUCUGGCGUGGCCAACCUUUUGAUGGCCGUCGGUUUGGCUGUGACAUUGUACUUCAGCUCUCAGGACUUGCCAGCAGUCACAGAGAGGAAGGCUUUCGCGGGCUGGUCCACUCUACCACUUUUCUUCGGAACGGCGAUUUACGCUUUUGAGGGGAUUGGACUUGUGCUUCCACUGCAAAAUGAAAUGAAAAAACCAAAGAAAUUUGCCGCCCCUGCAGGAGUUCUGAACAUUGGAAUGACGAUGGUUACCAUUUUAUUCACAGCUAUCGGAUUUCUUGGUUACCUCAAGUACGGAGAAAAUGUGGCUGGAAGUGUGACCCUGAACUUGCCCCAAGACAACGUACUGGCUCAAGGCGUUAAAUUGGUCGUUUCGGUGGCAAUGAUCUUGACUUAUGCCCUGCAAUUCUACGUCCCCAUUGAAAUUUUGUGGCCAUCAGUGAGGCUCAUGGUGUUUCCACAAGAUGCCGACAAACCAGAAAAAGCAGCGAAACCCAGAGCGUUGGCAGAGACUUUUUUCAGAACUGCACUAGUGCUUCUGACAUUCACCCUGGCAGAAAUUGUUCCCCAGCUUGGCUUAGCGAUUUCUUUUGUCGGUGCGCUCAGCAGCUCUGCGCUGGCGCUCAUGUUUCCGCCGCUUUGUGAACUGAUUUUGGCCUUUUCCAACAAAGAAAAGAAAGUGUCUGCUGGGCUUGUCGUAAAGGAUUUGGCCAUCAUACUGCUUGGCGUCUUGGGAACGAUCACCGGCACGUAUUUCAGUUUGAGGGACAUUUACUAUGCUCUGACAGACCAAGGUCAAAUUGCCGGUGGCCACUAGCUGAUUUUGAGAAAAACUGUGAUAGCCACAUUCCAAUGCAUUGUUGUUUAAUGUUUAAAUGCUAUAUCUUAAAAGAAAGGUGUCGGAUUUGUAAUAAAGAAAAUGUGAAAUUUCAAGUAUCCAAAA